AUGCGCGCAGUAUUGAUUGCUCCCACCUCCCACAAUGAUCGGCUGAGGCGAUAUUCUACAACCGUGUACCGAACGCUCACUUCCCUCAACAAUUAUAUAGGCCCCAACCUCGUCUUCCCCGAACUUCCUGCCGUCGUCCACGGCAAAACGCCCCCGACAAUCAAAACCCAAGCACGGUCCGCCACGAUCCUGCCCAAUUUCGUCGGCCUGAAGUUCGCCGUGCAUAACGGCAAGAUAUAUCAAGAUGUGUACAUCACGGAGGAGAUGGUCGGGAGGAAGUUGGGCGAAUUUGUGCCAACAAGAAAACGAUUUACAUACAAGAUGAGCAAGAAUAAGUAA
This is a messenger RNA of Cladophialophora bantiana CBS 173.52, 339 nucleotides long. RefSeq lists its product as uncharacterized. The transcript has 2 exons. Lineage: Eukaryota; Fungi; Ascomycota; Eurotiomycetes; Chaetothyriales; Herpotrichiellaceae. The record is from RefSeq and is a predicted model, not a curated record. Gene Ontology annotation, molecular function: RNA binding; structural constituent of ribosome. The coding region runs from base 1 to 339 and encodes 112 amino acids. Gene Ontology annotation, cellular component: ribosome; cytosolic small ribosomal subunit. Gene Ontology annotation, biological process: translation; ribosomal small subunit assembly.